UUCGACUUCGGCCUCAUACGAGCGACUUCUGGGAGUUUUGCGCUCGUGGUUGGCUAUAAAGCUCCCUUUUUGAUAUCUGCGUGCCUGGUUCUGUGCAUCGCAAACCCCGCUUUCUUGUACCUCCUCAAGUCGCCAUGUCCGACUCCAAGGAUCAAGUCACCGUGCAGACGGGCAAGCCGGCAUCCCCGUCGCUGCCCAAGGAUUCCACCGUGACCGUCGUGCAGAGCGGUCUCACUGUACAGACGGAGAACGAGAAUGAGCCUUCGGCGCCGGCUGACAAGGUCGAUGAGCAGAAGAAGGGUUUCUUCGCCUUUCUCAAGACCAAGGAAUUCUACAUAAUCCUGGCUCUGGGUCAACUCCUCGCAAUUGCAAAUACGUCAACGAGUACCUUUACUACCCUUCUCGGCGAUGAGGGGUGGGCGAUCCCCACUUUCCAGACCCUCCUCAACUAUUUGCUGUUGACGGCGAUUUUCACUCCUUAUACGAUAUACCGCUACGGUUUCAAGGGCUGGCUCCGUGUUUGCUACCGUGACGGCUGGAAAUACAUCAUCCUUGCUUUCUGCGAUGUACAGGGCAACUUCUUUAUUGUGCUGGCAUACCAAUACACCACCAUGUUGAGCGCGCAACUGAUCAACUUCUGGGCUAUCGUCGUGGUCGUGUUCAUCUCGUUCCUCUUCCUCAAGGUGCGCUACCACAUCACCCAGAUUGCGGGCAUCGUCAUCUGUAUCGGCGGCAUGGGCGUUCUCAUCGCUUCUGAUCACAUCACCGGUACCAACGGCGGCGACAUCUCCAGCGGCCACCAGCUCAAGGGCGAUCUAUUCGCUCUGCUGGGCGCCUCCUUCUACGGCCUGACGAACACCGCCGAGGAGUACUUCGUUAGCAAGCGUCCCGUGUACGAGGUGCUGGGCCAACUGUCGCUCUACGGGAGCAUCAUUGAUGGCGUGCAGUCCGCCAUCUUUGAGCGCAGCAACUACCACACUUCCACCUGGGACGGCAAGGUGGGCGGCUACCUGGUCGGCUUCACGCUGUGCCUGACGCUGUUCUACUGCCUUGCACCUCUGCUGUUCCGUCUUUCCUCGGCAGCCUUCUUCAACGUCUCGAUGCUGACCAUGAAUUUCUGGGGCGUCUGCAUCGGCAUCAAGGUCUUCCACUACCACAUUCACUGGAUGUACCCAAUUGCCUUUGUGUUGAUCAUCGUCGGUCAGCUAAUCUAUUAUCUCGGCCAGAGGGCUCUCGCCGAGGCACGCAAGCCCUGGCUGGGUAAGAACCAGGAGGGCGGUAUCGCCGGUCUGUUCACUGCCAAGAAGCGCAUCGAGCAUGUCAUUCCCGGUGGUACUGAGCCGAGUGAGCACGAGCGUGCUCGUUCGCCCGUGGCCAAUACCAGUGUUGCUUAG
Molecule: messenger RNA, 1394 nt
Organism: Penicillium cinerascens
Lineage: Eukaryota; Fungi; Ascomycota; Eurotiomycetes; Eurotiales; Aspergillaceae
Product: DUF914 domain membrane protein
Exons: 3
Coding region: 135-1394 (419 amino acids)
Biological process (GO): transmembrane transport
Cellular component (GO): membrane
Molecular function (GO): transmembrane transporter activity
Source: RefSeq, a predicted model, not a curated record